AUGAGGCGUCACUUAAGCGGCUUCUUCCUUCUCUCUGCCUGUACCGUACGAUUCUCACUCACCACUUCACCGUGUUUCAACCCUCCACCACUCAUUCGUAUCCCCCUCUCCUGGACGGCCGUUAGCAUUCCGGGUUUUCGCGCGUUCCCUUGGACGGGCAUCAGCAUUCUGGUGAAGGAUCAUCUGAAGCUGGGCCCAGCAGCAGCGCAGCUCAUGACCUCCACUGCCUACAUGCCGUGGAGCGUGAAGCCAUUAUAUGGGAUCCUAUCUGACUGUGUGCCUAUAAGGGGCGGCCGCCGUAUCCCCUACAUAAUCAUCGCCAACGCGCUCUCUCUACUCUCCUGGCUCGCCCUCGCGUUUGUGCCGCGUCUCGCCGCCUCUCCCACGCCCUUCACUCUGCUGCUCGUGCUGCAGAACGUGGGUGCAGCCAUGGCUGACGUGGUGAUUGAUGCCAUGGUGGCAGAAGCGGCCAAAGGGGACAAGGAAAGGUAUGCAGGCGAUCUACAGUCCCUCUCCUGGUUCUCCAUGGCAGCAGGCGGCGUGGUGGGGAGCCUGCUAGGCGGCCCGGCUUUAAAGACGCUGCAGCCCCACGGCAUGUUUGCACUCUUCGCGUUCUUCCCCCUAUCGCAGCUCGCCAUGUGUCUUAUGUCGUCUGAGAGGAAGCUUACAGGGGGGACGGGAAGCGGGGAGGAGGACGAGGGGGUGGAUGAGGAGGAAGAGGAGGGGGUGGAGGAGGAGGAAAGGAAGGGGAGGGAAGGAGAGGGCGUGAGGGAGAGUGGGAAGGGGGCUGAAGCGAGAGAGGGAGAUGGGAAAGAGAGGAGCGGUGUGAGUGGUGGUACAGCAGCAACACCAUCCUAUUUCCAAACUGAACAGGCCUCUGAAGGGACCUGUGGCUCUGCUGCUGAUUCCACUGUUACAGAUGAUUGUGUUACAAAUGGCGCUGGUGCUGGUGCAGGUCCGCAUGGUGGUAACCGCAUGAACAGUGGCAGCGAGAGCGAGGAGAGCGGCGAGUUGGGGGAGUGGGAGAAGGUGGCCUCAGAGCAGCAGGAGGAGGGGGGGGUGGAGAGCGAAGGGAAGGCAAGAGGUUGUGAUCUUCUAGGACCCUCAAGAGGAGUUUCUGAUGACAUGUCUCAAGAGGCUGUAGGGGCGAGGGAAAAAGUUGGAGAGGAAGGAAAAGAUGGGGACGAGGUGGGUGGAGGAAAGGAGGAGGGUGGGGGGAAGACGAGUGCGGCAGGAGGGCAGAGCACAGGGCUGAGACAACGGAGAGGCAAAGAAGGGGGCGAGGGGGGAGGAGGGAAGGGAGACACAUCUGAGAUGGGAGGGGUGGAGGGAGCAGAGGAAGCGAGGAGGAGGAGAAGUGAGGAGACAAGGAGAAGUAGACGGAAGGGAGCAGGGGGGUUGGGGAGGAAGGUGCUCAAUCUGGUGACGGCUCUGUGGCAUGCUGUCAUGUCUCCCGACAUUUUCUGGCCAAUGGCAUGGUUCAUGUCGUCAUGUGCAGUCGUCCCCACCCUCUCCUCCUCACUCUUCUAUUUCCACACCAACCAUCUGCACCUCGACCCUUCUUUCCUCGGAUCCACCAAGGUCAUCGGCUGGGCGGGCCUCAUGCUGGGGACUCUGCUCUACAACACGCGGCUCAAAUACGUCCCGAUUCGAAGAAUAUUCAUGUGGGUGCACAUUUCAAUGGCUUUGUGCACGAUCGCUGACACGCUCCUCACCUCGCGCCUCAACCUGAGGCUUGGCAUCCCAGACACAGUGUUUCUGCUGGGCUCCGCUGCUGUUUCCGAUGCAGUCAACCAGUUCAAGUUCAUGCCAUUCCUCGUGCUCUCCGCCCGCCUGUGCCCGCCGGGGAUAGAGGGAACGCUCUUCGCCCUCUUCAUGUCGGCAUACAACUUUGGCAACACACUCAGCGGCUACAUGGGCGCCACGCUCGCCACGCGGCUUGGAAUCACCGCCACGUCAUUCGACAACCUGACACUUGGCGUCACAAUACAGGCCGCUUGCACGUUGCUGCCAAUCCUGUUCCUCCGCUGUGUACCGGCCAACAUGACUGGUGUUGGGGACGAAGGGAAGCAAGCAGUACGUGUGGUGGAGGACCAGCGGGACGAGAAGAAGGGUGUCAGGAAGCCUAAAGAGUCGAAACGGCUGAAAAGGGCAUAG
Closterium sp. Yama58-4 is the source of this 2157-nucleotide messenger RNA. NCBI's taxonomy places the organism in Eukaryota, Viridiplantae, Streptophyta, Zygnematophyceae, Desmidiales, Closteriaceae. The record is from the annotation of a GenBank genome assembly.